CACAAUCAGACUCGGCGAAUACCUCCCGCCACAUCAAUACUCGGACUAGCCUUCGCCGCCGCCGCCUAACGGGCGCUCUCGCCCGUCGAUAUCCUCCCUCCCACUCCCCACGCAUAUCCGCAUAGAUUCCCGUCAUGAGGCGCCUCGACAUAUCCGCUACUGGCGCUUUCCUCGCCUCCCUGCUCGCCCUCGCGCCCGCGCCGGCUUCCGCAUUCUACUUUCCGGGCGUCGCGCCGACUUCAUACAAGAAAGGCGACGCGGUACCGCUCUACGUCAACCACCUCACGCCCGCCGACUCGCAAAACGACCCCAAGCUACGCUCCGUCUUCUCCUUCGACUAUUACCAUCCGCCGUUCCACUUCUGCCAGCCUGAAGGCGGCCCCAAAUACAUCCGGGAAAGCUUGGGGAGCAUAUUGUUCGGCGACCGCAUACAGACGAGUCCGUUUGAGCUGAAGAUGGCGGUGAACGAGACGUGCAAAGCUCUGUGCGAGCCGCGAGAAUAUGCGCCGAGGGAUGCGCUGUUCGUCAAUAGCAGGAUAUACCAGGGGUACGACUUGAACUGGUUAAUAGACGGGCUGCCGGCGGCGCAGCUGCUGAAAGAUCCAAACUCAAAUACGCCUUUUUACAGCCCUGGAUUUGCACUGGGCCAGGUGGACGGAGAAUACCCGCAGCUCAACAACCAUUACGACAUCGUGAUCGAUUAUCACGAGGCCGGCCCGGACAACUACCGCGUCGUAGGUGUGCUUGUGGACCCCUACUCAUACAGAGACUCCAAGUACAUCGACAAGGGGCAGGCAGAAUGCGGCAAUGAGGAAAAUGCAGUGGUUUUGGACGAGAACGGGAACAUGUCGGUAACAUUCACGUACAGCGUAUACUGGCGCCUCAGCCCUACGCCGUUCGCGACGCGAUGGGACAAGUAUCUCCACGUCUAUGACCCGAAGAUACACUGGUUCUCCCUCAUCAACUCUGCCGUCAUUGUGGUCUUCUUGAUAGGAAUGGUUAGCACCAUACUCGUGCGGACCCUGAAGAAGGACAUUGCGAGGUACAACCGUCUAGACCAGCUCGCCUUAGACGACUUUGGGCCCAAUGGCAACAUUGAGGAUGGCGUGCAAGAAGAUUCGGGCUGGAAGCUUGUGCACGGUGACGUCUUCAGACCGCCGAAGAAUCCCCUGUUCUUGGCCGUCCUGGUCGGCAACGGCGCCCAGCUAUUCAUGAUGGCUGGCUUGACAAUCGCAUUCGCGCUCCUCGGUUUCCUAUCCCCAAGCAACCGCGGCGCCCUCGGAACCGUCAUCAUCAUCUUCUACACCCUCUUCGGCUUCAUUGGUGGCUACGUCUCCUCGCGGAUCUACAAAUUCUUCCAUGGCGAAUCCUGGAAGCUCUGUUUCUUCUACACGCCCUUUGCGCUCCCCGGCCUCGUCUUCGCCACCUUCUUCCUGCUGAACCUCUUUGUCUGGGGUCGCGGCGCCUCCGGAGCCGUCCCCUUCACCACAAUGCUGAUCGUUGUCAUUAUCUGGUUCGUCAUCAGUGUUCCGCUCAGUUUCGCCGGCUCCUGGGUCGGCUUUAGGCAACCCGUCGUCGAAGCACCAGUGCGCACCAACCAGAUCCCCCGCCAGAUCCCCCCGGCGGGCGGCUACCUGCGUCCCUUCCCCUCUAUGGCACUUGCAGGCGUCCUUCCCUUCGGCGCCAUCUUCGUCGAGCUCUACUUCAUCAUGAACUCGAUCUGGUUCUCCAAGGUCUACUACAUGUUCGGCUUCCUGUUCAUCUGCUACGGGCUGAUGAUCAUGACAAGUGCCGCCGUCACCGUCCUCAUGAUCUACUUCCUGCUCUGCGCCGAGAACUACCACUGGCAGUGGCGCAGCUUCUGCACGGCGGGCGCGAGCGCGUUUUAUGUGUUUGCGAGCGCGCUGCUGUAUUGGAUGAAGGAUGUGCAUUUUUUGAGCUGGACGAGUGGGGUGGUGUAUUUAGGGUAUAGUGCGUUGCUAAGUUUGCUUUUUUUUGUGCUUACUGGUACGAUUGGCUUCUUUGCGAGCUGGUUGUUCGUUUUGAAGAUUUAUAAGUCCAUCAAGGUGGACUGAGCGAGCUCCGGUCGAAUGAGAUAUGCUUUCAAUCUUUUGCCCCGUCGACAUUUCUGGUUGGUGUAUGUAUGUUUGCCAAUGCGCUCAAAAGGUUAUUCGGCUUGUAUAGCUUAGACGCGUAAGGAGUCGGAUGGCGUUAUUCACUUCUUCCCACUUUUGCAAUCUUGAUCGUCGUCAUUUGGGUCGUGUGCAUAGCGCAUGGCGGGGACUUGAUAUCCAGGAAAUCAUUGAAUCCGGAAUUCAAACCGUAGGGCUUCGCAUCAGGUAGUUCCGGGCUGGUGCGGUCAAAAAAAGAAUGGGAAGUUUGUAUAAACGCAUAUACUAUGCUAUGCUGUCCCG
Trematosphaeria pertusa is the source of this 2414-nucleotide messenger RNA. RefSeq names its product endosomal P24A protein-like protein. Gene Ontology annotation, biological process: protein localization to membrane; vacuolar transport. The transcript is spliced from 4 exons. The coding region runs from base 135 to 2075 and encodes 646 amino acids. The record is from RefSeq and is a predicted model, not a curated record. Gene Ontology annotation, cellular component: endosome; fungal-type vacuole membrane. Lineage: Eukaryota; Fungi; Ascomycota; Dothideomycetes; Pleosporales; Trematosphaeriaceae.